GGGCAUGUUCACAUCGCAGCAAUGGAAACAUCUCAGCAACGAUUUCCUGAAGACCCAGCAGGAGAAGCGGCACAGUUGGUUCAAGACGAGCGGCACCAUCAAGAAGUUUCGUGCUGGCCUCAGCAUCUUCUCCCCCAUCCCCAAGUCUCCCAGCUUCCCCGUCAUCCAAGAUUCGGUGCUGAAGGGCAAACUGGGCAUCCCCGAGGCUCGCGUCAACCGCCUGAUGAACCUUUUUUUUUAGACCCCCAAGGUGGAGUUUUUUGGCUCCCCCCCCGCCAGCACCCAGGCAGGUGUCGCCCCCUUCAACAUCCUGGUGGGUGC
Balearica regulorum gibbericeps (East African grey crowned-crane) is the source of this 321-nucleotide messenger RNA. Lineage: Eukaryota; Metazoa; Chordata; Aves; Gruiformes; Gruidae. The record is from RefSeq and is a predicted model, not a curated record.